This is a messenger RNA of Aspergillus eucalypticola CBS 122712, 1116 nucleotides long. RefSeq names its product aldo/keto reductase. The record is from RefSeq and is a predicted model, not a curated record. The transcript has 3 exons. Lineage: Eukaryota; Fungi; Ascomycota; Eurotiomycetes; Eurotiales; Aspergillaceae. Gene Ontology annotation, molecular function: oxidoreductase activity, acting on NAD(P)H as acceptor. Bases 1 to 894 code for a protein of 297 amino acids.
AUGGCCAACACCCUGAAAUCUAUGCCAUCCGUCAGAUUGAACGACGGCACGUGUGUUCCCCAGCAGCUUGGAUAUGGCUGCGGCACAGCUUGGUAUAAGAAGGAAGGGGACACUAGUAUCAACCGAGAGCUCGUUGAAUCCAUCAAAGAUGCUAUCCGACUGGGGUAUCUCCACCUUGAUGGUGCCGAGUCUUACAGAACUGAGUCUGAGCUUGGUCUUGCCAUCAAGGAGAGUGGCGUGGAACGAGAUAAGCUAUUCGUGACCACUAAGGUGAGCGUAAACAUCGCAGAUAUUCCGAGGGCAAUCGACGCAAGUCUAGAAAAGCUUCAGUUGGAUUACGUUGAUCUGUAUCUAAUUCACUCGCCUUUUUUCGCCAGCUCAUAUAGCGACCUUCAAACAGCCUGGGCUGCUAUGGAGCAGGUGAAGGCCGCUGGAAAGGCACGGUCAAUUGGCGUGUCUAAUUUCCUGCAAAGCCAUUUGGAGGCUAUUUUGGAGACAGCCACAGUUCCGCCAUCCAUCAACCAGAUUGAAUUCCAUCCCUAUCUACAGCAUGGCAAUCUACUCGACUUUCAUAAGAGCCAAGGCAUCCAAACAGCAAGCUAUGGGCCUUUAACUCCUAUCAUCCGAUCAAAGGGAGGGCCAGUGGAUGACCUGCUGCCACAUCUGGCUAAAAAAUAUGCAGUCAGUGAAGGGGAGAUCCUCCUGAGAUGGUCCAUAGACCGUGGCUGUAUAACAAUCACGACUAGUAGCAAAGAAUCCCGCUUAAGCAGCUAUUUGCGCGCCUUAACCUUUCAGUUGACACCAAGGGAGAUUGAUGAUAUCUCCGCUGCGGGGCAGCAGAAGCAUUUUAGGGCAUUUUGGCAGGGAAAAUUCGCGUCAGAAGAUCGUUCGUGAAAACGAUUGGUCAUAUUUGUAUACAGUGUCAAACUCAGGCCUGUUCUGAGAUUGUUGGAUGAGUUUAGAUUCAAGCCUGGUGAUUUCUGAUAAACCGUCAAGCCAAUCGGUAUCUGAGGUCGUUGCCUUUAAUGCGGAUUUACCUGUGAUAAUAAAGUACUAGGACAUACAGGCCUGAGUCUUCCGUUUGCCACUGCACAUAGAUAGGGACAAAAAGAACGA